AAAACCGAGUUCUUUUUUUCAAUUAAGCAACACGUUUCUUGUGACGACUCCAUUUUUAAGUAAGUAGCGUCGCUUAAGCAACAAACGUGUGGCUUAAACACCCACUUGGGUCUCUCUCUCUCUCUCUCUCUCCAACUAUCCCUUUCUCUGCCCCUUUGCAUUUACAUUUAACCUCUUGAAAUUUCCGUGACCACAAUAAUUCUUUCGAUUAUUGUAGUCCCAGAGUUGUGGCUAGCUCUCGCUACAAGGUCACAGGCGACUAGUUUUGAUACAGUGCAUUCACGUAGCAUCAGCAUAGCGUUUGGGUAACCGAGAACCCAGCAGUACUGAUGGCGAGGAGAGAUAUUGAUCCGUUGCUGAAGGAUUUGAGUGAGAGAAAGCAGAGUUUCCGGCAAAACGUGGUGUCGAUGGCGGUGGAGUUGAAGGAGGUCAGGUGCCGUCUCGCUUCCAAGGAGCAGUCUUUUGCUUGCGAAGCCCUAACAAGGCAGGAGGCAGAGAUCAGAGCCAAGAACACGGAGGAAGAGAUGUUAAGGUUGCAGAAGAGCUUGGAGGAGAGAAAUGGGCAGCUUCAAGCAUCAGCUUCUAGUUCUGAGAAGUUCCUCAAGGAGCUGGAUGAUCUGAAAUCACAGCUUUCAGCUACUGAAGCAACUGCUGAUGCAAGUGCUGCUUCAGCUGAAUCUGCGCAACUUCAGUGUUUUGUUCUAUUAAGGGAAUUAGAUGAAAAAAAUAGUACGCUAAAAGUGCACGAGGUUCGGGUAAAUAGGCUGGGGGAGCAAUUGGAUCUUCUGCAAAAAGAUCUCCAAGCAAGGGAAUCUUCCCAGAGGCAAUUGAAAGAUGAUGUGUUGAGAAUUGAGCAUGAUAUCAUGCAAGUGAUAGCCAAAGCUGGAGCAAACCAAGAUUGUGAAUUGAGGAAACUGUUAGAGGAGGUUUCUCCAAAUAAUUUCGAGAAGAUUAAUAGGUUUUUGAGUGUGAAGGAUCAAGAAAUAGCCAAACUUAGGGAUGAAACUAGGAUUAUGUCUGCUCACUGGAAGAUAAAAACGGAGGAAUUGGAAUCACAGUUGGAGAAACAAAGGAGAGCUGAUCAAGAGUUAAAAAAGAGAGUUUUGAAGUUGGAGUUGUGUCUCCAGGAAGCUCGUGCUCAGACACGAAAGCUCCACAGGAUGGGUGAGAGGCGGGACAAAGCUCUAAAAGAACUCAGAGAUCAGCUAGCAACAAAGCAACAGUGUGGAGCUUCUGGUAUUGGAAAACAGAACUUAUGGGAAACCUCUGGUUUCAAGAUUGUGGUUUCAAUGUCAAUGUUGACCUUAAUCCUGUUCUCAAAACGAUAAAGUUGGUCUUAUUUAGGUCCUAAUGGAUAAAAAUUGCAGACACUUCAGAAGUCAACUUGAGUUAAAUGGAGAUAUCUGUAGAUACUAUUUUUUUUUUUUUUUUUAGUCAGACAGUUUUCCCUUUCCCAAAUAUGAGGUCACUUUCUGUUGGUUUGACUACUGUAUCACAGCUGAUCCCCCUUCCUUUUGUUGAUCCUGUUAUUGAACUACAUUUGCAGGAGCGCAGCUGUUUGGCGCUAUAUUUAAUUGAAAUAACUAGGAGGCAUAGUUGGAUUAGCAAAAUUUGUAUAAUCACGUUUGCUGUUAUUGGCUUAUGAGCUGCAAAGCAUGAUAAUGACUAGCCCAAGCAUAUUUCUUUGGUAUGGAAAGUCUUCAAUUAG
Rhododendron vialii is the source of this 1708-nucleotide messenger RNA. RefSeq names its product nuclear envelope-associated protein 2-like. Bases 330 to 1328 code for a protein of 332 amino acids. The transcript has 5 exons. The record is from RefSeq and is a predicted model, not a curated record. Lineage: Eukaryota; Viridiplantae; Streptophyta; Magnoliopsida; Ericales; Ericaceae.